GUUGGAGCGGACAGUCUGGUUAACUGGAAUUAGAGGCUGCCGUGGGUAGACUCUGGCAGACCAUCAUGUGGCUGCUGGCAGAAGGUUGAAGGCUGAGGAAGCUCCGACUGACUGUCUACACUACCGGGGAAGCUGGCUCCAAUGUCAAAAUGCCAACCUUUUCAGUCAUGUAUAAAGGAGCCGUCAUCAUUAGCAGGACAUUAAUGGGUCCAUACGGAGUAGACAGAGCUGUUCAUUCCAUGGAGUUUACUGACUGUGAGAAUGGCCUGGGGAUUAAAGUGAUUGGUGGAGUGAAGGAGCUAACUGGAGAGGAGUUUGGAGUCUACGUCAAACGGAUUUUACCAGGUGGCCUUGCAUCUAGUGAUGGAAACCUGUUGCCCGGGGACCAGAUCUUGGAGGUAAACGGGGACAGUCUAGUAGGAGUCACAAGUGAAAGAGCUGUGGACGUCUUGAGAGCAGCCUCUGCGACCAAUCUUAUGCGCCUUCUCAUAGCCAGAGAUGAGGAAGCAAAGAGAGAAUUUGCUGAGUUGCUGGAAAAGUAUGGAUCUAAUGGUAGCACAGGAUCAACACGCAACUCUCCCAUACAGCAAGGAGGCCGCUACCUGGAGAGUACAUCAUCUGGUUCCUCGUCUCGCUCCCAGAGUCCUCUGUUGUUGAGCCCAGCGGGCUCUCAGAACACGUACAACAACAGUGGGCCCAUGCUGCGCUCCCUCAGUCAUCCAGGUGAAGGAGUGAUUCAGCUCAUUUCAGUGGCACGAUCCAGCAGUUUGGGCAUCACCAUCGGAGGAGGCUCCAACAAGCCUGACGGCCCCGCUGUGUUCAUCCAGGAGGUGCUGUCUGGAGGAGACUGUCACCGGGAUGGACGACUGAGGCCUGGAGAUCAGCUCAUUGCUGUUAACAAGGAGUCCUUGAUAGGUGUGACCCACGAGGAGGCCAAAAGCAUGCUGAACAAAGUCAAAUUUAGCCAAGACAAUGCUGUGGAAAUAGCCUUCAUCCCAGGGAAAGGACUUUUUCCAAGCAGCACAUCUCUCCACAACGGGGUCCAGCGCGCCGCAGGCAACAGCUACAACUCUGGACGCUUAAAAGUCCACAUCAGAUCACCUGAGAUCUGUACAGAGGAGCCAGCCCCAGUGUCCUCCCCUUCUCCUGACAUCUGCCCACCAGAUAUUCAUAUUUCAGGUUCAACCAGCCAGAGGUCACCAGUGGGCGCCAAACCUAAGAUAACACUGGACCCCCACAUACGCCUCAAAUCAGACAAGUUAGACUUGGCUUUGUCCUUCCUCGGGUUGGAUGUCACAGAAGAGAAGAGGAAGAAGUUGAGACAGAGUCUGACCACAGACCCACAAGGCACUGUGGCCUAUGGAGACUUCGUGGAGGCCACCCGGAACAUUUUCCAGGAAGAGCUGGAGGAGCUGGGUUUAGGGGCGGGACCCUUCAUGUUUUCCUAUCACGAAGCAGCUAGUUUGAUGGACACGUCCGCCUUCCACUCCCCCACAUAUGAAUCAGAAUGCAGCUACAGCAGUGAGGAGAUGGAGCAGUUUCAGACAGAGGUGAAGCAGCUGCACACCCAGAUGAAGCAGCUCAAGGUGAUGCUAAAGGACAUGGAGCACAGCAAGAAAACUCUGGAGGAGGAGCUGCAGAAGACGUCAGAGAAAGCAGGUUUGACUGUGGAGGAGAACACCCGUCUGAAGAGUCAGCUCCAGGCAGCAGAGGCCGAGGCCGGGCAGCAGCAGGCCGGGCAGCAGCAGGCCGGGCAGCGGCAGGCCGGGCAGCGGCAGGCCGGGCAGCGGCAGGCGGGGCAGCGGCAAGCGGGGCAGCGGCAGACCAGCAGCGCGGAGCAGGACUACGAGGAGGUCAUCCAGCUGCUGGAGGCCGAGAUUAGAGACCUGAAGAACCAGCUGGCCAGCAAGAGGCAAGCACGGGGACUGGAAUCCACUAAGGAGGAGGUGCUGGAGCUCAACAGGAGGCUGACGACUGUUGACUGUCAGCUGAGGAAGUCGGAGCUGAGCAGGAAACACCUGGAGGUCUCCAACAAGAAACUGCUGGGCUUUGCACAGAAUGUCCACAACGUGCUGACAACACCCAGCCUGUUUGGAGGAGAAGGCGGAAGCAGCAGAUCAUCUCCAGCCACCAACAGCCCCGACACCCCGUCACCAUUUCCUGAUUCCGCCUUCCAACUGGCUGUGGAGGCCAAAGAGCUGGUGGCAGGAGUCAGCCCCCCCACUGCUGAUGACAAAGCAUCAGUCCCAGAUGUUUAAGCCUCAUCUCAUGUGAGGGCAGCACAGAGCCAGAGAGGAUUUUGGGAGGACCUGGGCCGGCUGAAGAGGCUGAAUGAGCAGCUGAACCCAUGAUGGACUACAUCAUAGCCGGAACGCUGGACGCUAUCCAACACACCUCCUUAAAAAUAACGAUCUCUUCAAUAAAUUCAAAUCCUCCAUUUACAGUGACAGAUUGAACACAACAAAGCCAAUGUUUUAAUGCCAAAGCUUGUUCGCACACAUAAAAUUAGUGUCUUGUUUUUGAAAUAUUCAAGUCUUUACGGAGGGUUCAGCAGUGAGGUGUGUCUCACUCAGCCACGACCCGAGGACUCUUCAUUCCCCAUAAUAAGAGUACAGAAGACUCUAUGAAAUGUGCUCUGCCAAAUAAAAAGUCAGCUGGAAUUCUGUGUUACUUUGACAGCAGGUGGUGUUGGAGGAGCUGCAUGACCGAGUCCACAACACACACAUGCUGCUGUAAACCUUGUUAAUACUCCUCCCCAACACUUUUCUACCCCCCUUCCCCCAGAUUCACUCCAUGGAUUGCAUGUAUAGGAGGACGUGUUAGCUUCGAAAGGACAAUCCAGAGAGCUGGUCUGUUCAGUCUUCCUCUGUGUCAUAAUAACUCGCUGCCAUCUGUCUCUAUCACACACGCCACUUGUUCUCUGCCACGGGGUAUGAACUGGUGAGCAAAACAAAAACAAAAACAGUGUUCCUUUUUCCAUCCUGAUAACUCCUCGUGCCCUUAUUCAUUAAUGAAAGGCAAAGAAUGAAGUAUUGGCAGAUAUCGCACUGGAGCAGUGUUAUCUGUGACUUCAUCCUGCAUGGUUCAUGUCGAUGCGUCUCCUGCAUCCAGAGGACAGUUAGCUCCUGCUGUGUAAACUGUGUUUGGUAGUCAGUCUGGGCAGACAUCCGUCAUAGACUACUCAUUUGAUUUAAACAGACAACUUUUAAAAAUACUGAAAUGUCCUGUACUUCAACAAGAUUGCAUCUUUGGUGUGGCCUCAUAUCUUUCUGUUACUGUUUUAUAUUAAAGGACUAACUGCUGA
Molecule: messenger RNA, 3304 nt
Organism: Cottoperca gobio
Lineage: Eukaryota; Metazoa; Chordata; Actinopteri; Perciformes; Bovichtidae
Product: syntaxin-binding protein 4
Exons: 21
Coding region: 150-2258 (702 amino acids)
Molecular function (GO): protein binding
Source: RefSeq, a predicted model, not a curated record